AUUAAUGAAAACAAAAUCCCUGUCAUUAAAACAAAUAAAUUAUACGAAAUACCUCAAACAGCAGAAAUUAAUGAAAGCACAAUGAUGAUUGUGGUUUACUUGAAAUCUUGCAAUGAAUUAAGAAUCAUAGAAAAUCUUUUCGUUGACAUCAAAUUUAAGUAUAUAAUCAUAGUCGAUAUGUUCUUAAGAGACAACUGCUAUUACGUUGUAAAAACAAAACUAUCAGAAUUUAAUAGUUAUGAUGUUACUUUUAUCACAGCUGAUAGAAAAACUGGAAAAUAUAAUCUCCUAACGGCCAUCCCCGAAAUCGAUUCAGCAACGUGUAAUACCACUAAAAUGGUAGAAAUAAAACUGAUAAACGGUUGCACUAAUGGUACACUCGAUGAGAAGAAGCUUAAUCACGUUUUUCCAGUUAAAGCGCCAUCUAAUUUAAAAUUAUGCAAUUUUAAUGUAGGAAUGGCUACUCGUUUUCCUUAUUCAGUGACUAACAAUAAAGAUUCCUUGAAGGAUCUUGAUAAUGCAGAAUUCUACGGAGCUGACGUUGAGAUAAUGAAAAUCAUGGCAAAUAGAUUCAAUGGUACGUUGAAAUUGUUUUAUACUAAAAUAAAUGAGUACGAUCCAAUUUUGCGUAAAAUCCUAGUAGAAUAUUUUAAAAAUGGAACUCUAGAUGCUUGUGCUGGUGGUAUAUACCGUGUAUAUGGAGAUGAAGUGAGUUAUUCUGGUAUAUAUUCUAGACAGUCAAUUUUUUGGAUUUACACAGUGGAACGAGACAGAAGAACCUCGCAAUCACUUAUUCUCAAAAUGAAUGGAGUGUACAUAUUUUUAAUCAUCUAUCAAUGCUACGUUAUUUUAUGGAAUUUAAUUUGUAAAUUCGAUCGUCAAACUACAUCGAUUAAUGACUCUUUCGUAUAUGGAUGGGGGGCUUUGUUUGGCGGUGCGGGAUUGCAAGAUGCAAGAUCUUUAAAACAAAAGUUUCUUAAUAUCGUGUAUCUGAUAGCGUGUUUGCAUUUAUCAGCUUACGUCAGUACGCAAAUAUAUUAUUAUCUUACAAUUGAUAGACCUCCACAUUUUUUCACAACAAUAGAUGAAUUAAUAUCAUCAGGUAGAAUACCGUAUCUUAUUUCUGAUCAAAAAUACUUUGUCGAUGAUAGAAAAUAUAUCGCGUUUGCCAAUACGUCUCGCGAGUGUGACACCUUUACAAUUUGUGAGGAACUAAUUUUAAAAAAUAAAGGAUCGACUAUUAUUGUUGAUGGACAAUUGGCUCCAUUACAAUCCUCAUCAGCUGUUAAAGACGAAGCAAAAGUAUUACGAGUUCCCGAGGAUAUUUUAGUUGUAUAUCAUGAAAUGGUUCUAAGAAGAAGUAGCCCUCUAGUGGACAAAUUCCAAGAAUACACACAAAGAUUGUUCGAAGCAGGUAUCUGUCAAAAGCUGUAUGUUGAUGCGAUUGGUAUAACAGUUGUUGAUAGAGCGAAGAUAGCUACACAGAAUAUUUUGUCCAAUAGUUAUAGUUGCACGGUGGGCUGUGAAAUUACUUUAUCACAAUUGUCUGGUGUUUUCUGCAUUUGGAUGGGUGGAUGUUGUUUAUCGUGUUUUGUUUUUAUUUUCGAAAUUCUAAUGAAUAUACCUAGACUAAAUCAUUAA
This is a messenger RNA of Nymphalis io (European peacock), 1641 nucleotides long. RefSeq lists its product as uncharacterized. The record is from RefSeq and is a predicted model, not a curated record. Lineage: Eukaryota; Metazoa; Arthropoda; Insecta; Lepidoptera; Nymphalidae. The annotation marks the transcript as partial. The transcript has a single exon.